AUGAUCCUUCAUAUUCAGGUCGUCCCUUCACCUACAAAGAGAGGAACAGUUGGUGGAAAUAGAGGCACCCUGCCUUGGGAAAUGGAAGGCAAAUCCCAACGUCUAGAAAAUGUGACAAUCUACCAUGUAGGUGCAGUUGAAGGGUUUCAAUUUUCCUACGUUGACGAAGGCGGGAAAAUCUGCACCACUGAUACUUGGGGUCGAGUACAUCCUGAUCCUUUGCGCAAGACCGAAAUAAAGUUUGGCCCCUCAGAGUUUGUGAAGAAGAUCAAUGGGGCUCAGAGAGGAGGCGAGGGCUGGCUGUCAAAAUUUGAGAUCGUCACCACCCACAAAACGUAUGGUCCUUUUGGAAGUGACAACGGCGCUCCACAUUUCAGCUAUACCGUGCCGGAGGACGAGACCGUGGUGGGCUUCUUCGCAAACACUGAUAACAUUUUCGUCACUUCGAUUGGUGUUUACACCAUCUAA
Triticum turgidum subsp. durum (durum wheat) is the source of this 468-nucleotide messenger RNA. NCBI's taxonomy places the organism in Eukaryota, Viridiplantae, Streptophyta, Magnoliopsida, Poales, Poaceae. The record is from the annotation of a GenBank genome assembly.